Messenger RNA from Phalacrocorax carbo (great cormorant), 2199 nucleotides. Lineage: Eukaryota; Metazoa; Chordata; Aves; Suliformes; Phalacrocoracidae. The record is from RefSeq and is a predicted model, not a curated record.
AUGUGGGAGGCAGAAGAAAUUAAUCUUACCUUGAAAAUCUCCCUGGUUUUCACACAGAAGUGAGCGGUGCUGGCCACACCUUGCCUUUCAGUGCAAGGGCAGGGAGUGUGCUCUGACUCAGGCAGGAGGGAGUAUUCACGUUGCCUUGCAGGCCAAGCGGAGAGAAAGGAAUUUGCUCGACUGUGCUGGGAAGACUUUGAGAAACUCAUCUUUCACCCGGUUAUCGAGAACCUGAAACAAAUUUCUCUUUCCGGCACCACUCAACCCGUGGACUACGGAUUUGUCUUCCCGAUGGGCGGCCCCAGCUGGCUGGGUGCUGUGCUUUUCCUUGGGGUACAGCUCCGAGCACUGUGGCCUGCGGCAGCCGUGCAAGUUCACACUUCCAAGGAGGUGGAUGCUGUGAACGGCACUGACGUGCGGUUAAAAUGCACCUUUUCCACCAGCAGCCCUAUUAGCCAGAGCCUGUCGGUGACCUGGAACUUCCAGCCUGAGGACCUGAGCUCUCAUGAGCCAGUAUUUUAUUACCUGAAGGAGCCGUACAAGCUGUCUCCUGGACGGUUUAAAGGGCGAGUCACCUGGGAUGGGAAUAUUGAGCGUAAUGAUGCUUCCAUCAUUAUCUGGAAUUUGCAGCCCACUGACAAUGGGACAUUCACCUGCCAGGUGAAGAACCCACCAGAUGUUAAUGGCAAAAUUGGUGAAGUGCGGCUUAGAGUUGUGCAGAAAGUGCAUUUCUCAGAAAUCCACUUCCUGGCGGUGACCAUUGGCUCUGCUUGUGUUCUAAUGAUCAUUGUGGUGACAGUUGUGAUCAUCUAUCGACACCAUCGGAAGAAAGCACAAGAGAAGAGGACUGAGGUGGCAGACACUGAAUUUAGUAGAGAAAAGGAGAACCUCAAGAUUAGAGAAGAAAAGGAAGCCAGUCCAUUAGAAGACUAGAGGUCUUCGAUGGUAUAUACAAUGCAGGUACUUCUAAAUCAGGUGGUGAAAGCUUGUAAUCUCAGAUGUUAGAACAAAGCUGAAUUACAGACGCCUCAUGCCGCAAGUGUGCUAUCCCUGCUCAACCUGAAAUUCUUGCAAGGAAAGAGGAUGACAUUAACAUAAGUUGUAAAUUUCCUUCACUGAGGCAAAGCAGGAGGAACUUGCCCACAAACAAGGAACUUUCCUCAAUCUUCACACCUGCAGAAUAUGAAGAAAGCUGCUCUGAAGAUGAAAAAAUGCUGAAAGAUUUGAACAAAAUGCCAAGAUAGCUGACCGAACAGAGAUUUUCAAAGUGUCUGAGCACACUCUUGCACCUUAAAAAUUGCAAGGUGCAUUUGUGUUGCCCUAUUUUUCCUCCCUCAAAAUCCUCUUUGACAUCACAAAAAAGCAGACUGACUCCAUGAGGGAUCAGAAAAGCCGUUGCUAUGACAUACUUUAAACCUCUUUGCUACUGUAAAUGGGGAGUGUUACAGUUCAGGAACGUAUGCUGUUUCUUAUUAGGGAUAACAUUUACCAGCGGGUGCGCUUUUCAUAUUGAACUCUUGCAGCUUCAGUAGGCUUUGUAACGACGGUAGCUGAGGACACUGCCUUCUGCUGUGGCUCAGCUCCCCUCCUUUUCCCACGGCCACUCUGCCAGUACACCCCAACGCUGACCUCCUUUCCCCUCAUCUCCCACCUUCCCUCUGAGGGAGCGCACCACUGCCAGGCAGUUCGCUGCUCUCCCCCGCUCAGCGGCCUUACGCGCACCGUUGCAGGGGCCCCGAAACUUUGGCUGGCAGCGGCUGCUGCGAUUCAGGCUCAGAGACUGCCCUGAGCGGGCGAUGCUCCGGUGCGCUGUCCCGCUGCCACCGGUGCGGUAGCAGCCUUCAACCCCUGCUAGCAGGGUAUCAGGCUUCCAACAGCAGCAGCAAUAUCGGGCUUUCUCCGAGUGCCGUUUAUCGCCCAGGUGACCUGCGGCACACCUCGCCCCUGCAUUCGAUGCGCUCACCAACAUAUGCCCUGUACUUGCAUAGACUUAUUCGCUCUAAGGCAAACGAAGCCUCAAACCUUUGAAACUGCUGAGCUGUUAAUGUACUUAACCAGCACCAAAUCAAAACAGCUGCCCACUUGUUUAAAGAGUAUCUUCAUGACUUUAUAACCCUUCCUGUAAUGUGCGGGCCACAUUAUCCAUUUGUAUGUUGUCGUUUUCGAUCGCAUGUGUCAUAAAUAAACACGCCUUGUGGA